AUAACAAACAUGUAUGUUGUUCACAUUAGUGAACAUGGAGAAAAUCUACAAACCACAGUUAUUCCGUGCCACAGAAAACAUAAAUCUUAAAGAAUACUUCGACAAAUUUAAAGCCGAAUGUUUGAACUACGAUGUAGAUAAAACAGCUAAAAGUUUAUUAAAGAAACUCAAGCCCAAAUUGACCACCGAACAACUAAACUCAUUAGCAGAAAAUUGCAGCACAGACUUGUUGAAGAGCCCUGAAAAUUCCUUUACACCCUCCGAACUUCCAACAAAGUAUUAUUACACAUCAAAAUUAGACUCGUACUAUCCAGUCACUGAAAAGGCUUUAACGUUAUCAAGCGUCAGGUACCGCGUGUCCGUUGAGAAAGCACUGUUGGAAAAGAACUUGGGGUUGGAAUCAUUGUUUUUUAACAGGUCCACCUUGAAGCUAAGUGGCACAACACCUGCUGACAAGGCUAAAGAUAUCGAACCAGGCUCCGAAUAUGUGCUAACCAUAUUUGUGUACAAGGCGACCCAUCAGAAACCUUAUCAAAAGACUUGGGAAAGACUGAAGUGUGCUCAAGAGUUUCAGGCCUUAGGAAGCUCUUUGUUGAUUGAUGUUAUUGAAAAGAUACAUUGUGUGACCAAUGAUGGUUUGUUCUUGGAAGUUGAGAACACAGACAUUGAUUUGACUGCUUUAAUCAAUGCCAAAAAAUACUAUCCAUCGCAGUAUAUUUUUAUCGACGGGGUUUUCUACUGCGAUUCUAGGGCCCCCAAUGCUUACGAAUACCCUAAGGAAAUUGCCAAGUGGGCUGCUGAUAAAGGAAUUGGGAAACUAACAAUGGUUCCCAUUGAAAAUGUGAAAAUCGACGCGUUAAAGCCACGUCUGGGCUACCCCUACGUUUAUCUCCACCAAGGCGAUUGCGAACACCUGAUAGUGUUCGCCGACGCCAGACUGAUCCACGCCGGCGACGCGCUGUGCCGCGAGGUCUACCCGAAUGUAACGAGAUUCAGGAGGGUGGCGAACGUUAUGUGUCUCAUAUGCACGCACGUAUUCGCCAAAUGGAUCGUGUACGGUUGCGAUCGAUUGCCGCAGGAAAAGGCCUUCCUGUGCACCGAAUGUUGCAAUUCGUACUGUUAUCUUGACGGGAAAAAGAUCGGCAAGUUUAAGCUGUAUCCGUAUUUCCACAAGGGGUUGAUCAAUAAGCAGUCGAGCGGGGACGAUGUUGAGAAUGAUGAGAUCGAAGACUUUGAUUAAGAAUAUGUUUUAUAUAUAAUAAAAGAUAAUUUAAAAAUUA
Aethina tumida (small hive beetle) is the source of this 1280-nucleotide messenger RNA. It is a transcript of the gene Pbp49, whose product is annotated as snRNA-activating protein complex subunit 3. Gene Ontology annotation, molecular function: bent DNA binding; RNA polymerase II cis-regulatory region sequence-specific DNA binding; RNA polymerase III type 3 promoter sequence-specific DNA binding. Gene Ontology annotation, cellular component: snRNA-activating protein complex. Gene Ontology annotation, biological process: snRNA transcription by RNA polymerase II; snRNA transcription by RNA polymerase III. Bases 14 to 1240 code for a protein of 408 amino acids. The record is from RefSeq and is a predicted model, not a curated record. The transcript has 5 exons. NCBI's taxonomy places the organism in Eukaryota, Metazoa, Arthropoda, Insecta, Coleoptera, Nitidulidae.